This is a messenger RNA of Homo sapiens (human), 1860 nucleotides long. It is a transcript of the gene THOC3, whose product is annotated as THO complex subunit 3. The record is from RefSeq and is marked reviewed. Gene Ontology annotation, cellular component: nuclear speck; nucleus. Lineage: Eukaryota; Metazoa; Chordata; Mammalia; Primates; Hominidae. Gene Ontology annotation, biological process: mRNA export from nucleus. The coding region runs from base 108 to 1091 and encodes 327 amino acids. The transcript is spliced from 5 exons.
AGAGGGGCCGUCGCUCUUCCGGGCGCAUGCGUGCGGCAGCGGCGCCAGGACUGACUGCGCCGUGGAGGCUGCUGCAGUGUUGUGAGUUGGAAGCUGGGGAGCUCGGCAUGGCGGUCCCCGCUGCAGCCAUGGGGCCCUCGGCGUUGGGCCAGAGCGGCCCCGGCUCGAUGGCCCCGUGGUGCUCAGUGAGCAGCGGCCCGUCGCGCUACGUGCUUGGGAUGCAGGAGCUGUUCCGGGGCCACAGCAAGACGCGCGAGUUCCUGGCGCACAGCGCCAAGGUGCACUCGGUGGCCUGGAGUUGCGACGGGCGUCGCCUAGCCUCGGGGUCCUUCGACAAGACGGCCAGCGUCUUCUUGCUGGAGAAGGACCGGUUGGUCAAAGAAAACAAUUAUCGGGGACAUGGGGAUAGUGUGGACCAGCUUUGUUGGCAUCCAAGUAAUCCUGACCUAUUUGUUACGGCGUCCGGAGAUAAAACCAUUCGCAUCUGGGAUGUGAGGACUACAAAAUGCAUUGCCACUGUGAACACUAAAGGGGAGAACAUUAAUAUCUGCUGGAGUCCUGAUGGGCAGACCAUUGCUGUAGGCAACAAGGAUGAUGUGGUGACCUUUAUUGAUGCCAAGACACACCGUUCCAAAGCAGAAGAGCAGUUCAAGUUCGAGGUCAACGAAAUCUCCUGGAACAAUGACAAUAAUAUGUUCUUCCUGACAAAUGGCAAUGGUUGUAUCAACAUCCUCAGCUACCCAGAACUGAAGCCUGUGCAGUCCAUCAACGCCCAUCCUUCCAACUGCAUCUGUAUCAAGUUUGACCCCAUGGGGAAGUACUUUGCCACAGGAAGUGCAGAUGCUUUGGUCAGCCUCUGGGAUGUGGAUGAGUUAGUGUGUGUUCGGUGCUUUUCCAGGCUGGAUUGGCCUGUAAGAACCCUCAGUUUCAGCCAUGAUGGGAAAAUGCUGGCGUCAGCAUCGGAAGAUCAUUUUAUUGACAUUGCUGAAGUGGAGACAGGUAACUUCAUGAGAAUCUACCGUCUUUCACCUUUGGCAGUCAGGACUUCUCUUGUGAUCUCAUCUCUGCAUGUGACUACUUCACCAGCAUGAUCAUGAAUGAAUUUGUCUCCUUUAGACAAGUAUGUUUCUGUUUUGACUGUCACUGCCAGGUGGUGAGGAAGCAAAGAGUUAAGAAAUAAACAGGCAGGUCUGAGGAAAGUGAUUUAGAAAAAUAUUUUGAUUUAUUUAAACUUUAAACUACAGAGUAGAAGGAAGAAAAAAGCACCACUUGGGGUCCCACUCUCUAAAUACCACCUGUUUUAAAUGUUGUGAUAUAUUUCUCUUUAUCUUUUGCCUGUAUAUGAACUUGAAAAAAUAUUAUUUAAAAUUUGAGGAAUUAUAAAGUUUUUGCUUUAAAAACAACAGAAGCUGGAAAUAGAAAAAUGGGAGGAGAGUAUUCAUUUUGCAAAAGAAUUUCCUCAGAUUUGUUUUUUAAUGUUGCUUUAUUGUUUUUGGAAAUCUUUGACACUCUUCGUAAAAAGAUUAAAACUGUAUAGAAAACUUCGAAGAGGAAAGUAAAGAACUUGAAAUUCCACUAUGUAAAGAAUGCAUGCCCCUGUUAGUCACGUUGUGGUGAACAUUGUCCAGCAUCCAGCCAUGCAGAUCCUUCAUGUAACUGCAUGUCCCUGUGACGCGGAGACACUUUCCUGCUCAGUGACCUGCUCUUGAGUUAACCCACCUGUGCUCAGAACCGGCUCUGUCCUCCACUGGCUUGUGGGCUCUCUGUGCCUGGGGGUUCUCUGUAAAAUGAGGUAAUAGUUGUAUCUAUCUCAUGGGAUUAGUAGGUGGAUUAAACCAGUUAAUACUGGUAAGUACUUAA